UCAAAAUCUGGAUUAAAAUGUUCACACUUACAAACCUAUAAUGUGUCACUACUGUCCGCUUUCAAAGUCAGACGUCGACAACACGUUGCACAUGACCACCUGAGCGGUGUAUAUCAUUAGUGAUGGAGUGAUGGAGGCUGUAGCUCACCGUGCUGGAUGUAACUUAGCUGUAUGUAGCUGUGUGUCGCUGUAUGUAGCUGUGUUAGCGUUAUGUUGAAUGCUACAUGCCGCAGUGAAGCGGAUAUGUGGCAGCUAGCUGGGGUUAGCCUGUAGCUCACUUCGUGUCUGGACCUCCAUGAUAGCCAGGUGUGAGUUCAGUGAGGCAGCGGUGGUGACAGCAGACCGACCUAACCCAACCACCGGCGCCCAGGGAGCCUUGCCUUUGUUUACCUGUUUCUCAGGUAAGAAGUGAGCAGGGGGCAGGGGGCAGGGCCACGAGGUAGGAGGGAUGCCUGUGGAGGGCGGAAGCAGCAGCGGCUCUGCUUCGGCUGCCCGUCACCCCAAGCAGAAGCGCAAGGCUCACAGUUUAUCUAUCCGGCGCACCAACAGCACAGAGGAGAGGCCCCCAGGCAUCCAAAGAGGAGACAUGCUGGAGGGACAGGACUCCAAGCUGCCCAUCUCCUUACGGAACAACCUCCUUGACCUUUUUGGUCAGAUUGAGCGCGAGUUUGAAAAUCUCUACAUUGAAAACCUUGAAUUACGCCGGGAAAUUGACUCUCUGAAUGAGCGCCUGACCGGAGAUGGACAGACUAUUGAGGGAGGAGACCCCACCAAGGGAGCUCUGAAAACAAAAGCCAGCCACAGCACCAGUCAGCUGUCACAGAAGCUGAAGACGACCUACAAAGCCUCUACCAGCAAGCGCUUGUACACUUUCCACGGCAAAAUAGGUGGACCUCGCAACUUCAGUGUGGCCACAUGGGAGUUGUGGGGAGGAGAUUCAUGGAUCGUGUCCAGUUUUAAAGCCACCGCGGGGUCCCGGGCUUUGUGCCAGCUGCUCAAGGAGUAUGUGGGCCACCGGGACGGGAUCUGGGACCUCAGCGUCACCCGGAAUCCGCCAGUGGUCCUCGGCACCGCCUCCGCAGAUCACUCAGCUCUGCUAUGGAGUAUAGAGACUGGGAAAUGUCUGCUGAGGUAUGCUGGCCAUGCAGGAUCAGUCAACUCCAUCAAGUUUCACCCCACAGAGCAGAUGGCCCUUACAGCCUCUGGGGACCAGACGGCUCACAUCUGGCGCUACAUGGUGCAGCUUCCAGCCCCCCAGCCACCGCCAGAUGUCAGUGCUCUAUGUGAUGACGACCAGGACUCGUCAGACAGGGAAGAAGGGGAGGUAGAUGGCGAGGGCCCUUGCGAGGUCCCAACUGUCCGGCUUGCCACAGCAACCCUGAAGAGCCACCAGGGUGUAGUGAUUGCAGCUGAUUGGUUGGUGGGGGGCCGACAAGUGGUGACAGCUUCCUGGGAUCGUGCUGCAAACCUGUACGAGUUGGAGACGUCUGAACUGGUUCACACGCUCACUGGACAUGACCAGGAGCUGACCCACUGCUGCACCCACCCCACCCAGCGCCUGGUGGUCACAUCAUCCAGGGACACCACCUUCAGACUGUGGGACUUCAGAGACCCGUCCAUCCACUCUGUCAAUGUCUUCCAGGGACACACUGACACGGUAACGUCGGCAGUGUUCACGGUGGGUGACAAUGUGGUUUCCGGCAGUGACGACCGCACUGUCAAGGUGUGGGAUUUGAAGAACAUGAGGUCGCCUAUAGCAACCAUCCGCACUGACUCAGCUGUGAACAGGAUAAGCGUCUCUGCCAACCAGAGGAUCAUCGCUCUGCCACACGACAACCGCCAAGUCCGACUGUUUGACAUGAGCGGAGUGAGGCUGGCCAGACUCCCUCGCAGCAACAGAAUGGGUCACAGACGAAUGGUGUGCUGUACAGCGUGGAAUGAAGAGAACCAGUCGUGCAACUUGUUCACCUGCGGCUUCGACAGACAGGCCAUCGGCUGGAACAUCAACAUCCCCGCCCUCCUGCAGGAGAAGUGAUGCCACUGCCGCACACACACAGAAACACACAGUAGAGAAGGAGGCGGUACACAAACACUGUAAUCUGUGGCCUCGCACAUGCUAGCAUGUUGGAAGUGUUUACCCCGUGAAGCAUUUUAGUCAUCAUGUCACUGAUUUCCAGCUGCUGGAUUGUGUGAGGGAAAAAAAAGUUAGUGUUGCUUUUGACGAUGCAGCUGUUCACAUGGAUUGACAGGAGCACAUCCCCCAGAUGAAUGACUCAUUUAUUGCGCAGUUGAAACCUGCAGGAACAUCUCCCGGCGUUAAGUGACGGACACGGUUCCAACAUUUUCAAAGUGUGUACGAGGCCACAGAGCUGAUCUCCUGUAUUUGACCCUUUCACCUAUUUAGCAUGAAUCGUGAAUUGUGACAUGGCUAGACUGGUCCUUUUACUCCUAGCCUUUUCUGUUUUAAAGUGUGUAUAUAUAUAUAUAUAUAUACACAUAUAUAUAUAUUUGACUCCACAGUCACAGGCUGCUGUUCACAUCACUGUUGUUUAGUUACUGCUGAAUGGUUGCUCGUGCAUGUAGAUAAACCCGUUUUGCGAAUGUUACUUGUAAAGGUGUGUGAGAACAAUUAAAAGGCCAGAGUUUGUAGAAUAUGAUAUAAAGACGCUAUGUAUAUAUAUUAUGUCGUGGCCUCAUUAAGUGACCUGUGUUGCAGGUUGUUGCUGUGUCUUACAGUCGUCUACCCUUUGAUGGUGGAGUUUGACAGAGAUAACGUUGUUCUGUGAAAUGUUUUUAUCCUUUUAGUGAAUAUUUCUUAUCAUGGAACAAAACAUAUCAUAUUGAGGCCUGCCAGAUCAGCUGUGCAGCAUGCAGGCUGCGGGGUCCUUCAGUUGUCUUAAAAUGUAUCCUGUGUGACCGUUUUCACUCACUGAGGUUUGAGUCCUUGCCUGUUACCUUUGAUGCUUUCAAUUCACAGCCAGCCUCCAGACUUCCAGAUUUUUGUUUCGUCAAUAUUUCAGACUUAUGAUACUGUAACUCUGCCUUGUUCCAUGUUUACAGUAGGAUUUCUUUUUAAAAGUAUUACUCUAUUCUGCCUCUCUGUCAAAAUGCAAAGUGUCAAGAGCAUAGCAAUAAUGGGAAAACAACUGCACUUCUGUUGUUCACAAAUCUCUUGUAGGUCUGUGAAUGGGAUGUGUUCAGCGUUAUCAUAAUCUAGUGUUACAGGUUUAGGUGUCAGUACUUUUAGCCAUAAUAUGCGCCCAUAUUUACUUGCGUCAGUGAAAUACAGACCAAUCCUCUUCAGCCCGUUGCCAACCUAGAGCCCUGUGUUGCUGUAAUGUGUUAUUCCCAAGUGAACUUGUUGGUUACUGGUUAUUUUCUGUGCUUCAGUAACAGCCUGUCAAUAUGAAGUUAUCGUGUUUACACUUUGCAUUGAACCCAUAGUGUGACCUCUUGCACCUUUUGUUGUAGAUGGCGCUUUGCAGUCUGUGAGAGGCACUCUUUAUACCAAAUACAGAAGCAAUAACUCAGCUCUUCUCUGUUUCUGGUGCUCAGAGUGAAGCCCGUUGCUGUCUUGGAAAUCAGUGAAUAUGACUUGAAAUGCGCACUGAUUCUCAGUUUGAGAAGUAUAACUAGAAUUGGGCUUGAACGAAAUCCAGGAGGCUCUGUGUUACAGUUGUGCAAUAUCCUAAAAUGAAGUCAUGCUGUAGUUUGUAUCUUCAGAUGUUUAACUUAUUUCAUUGCUGUAAAUUCCAUUAAAUGAUCUUAUGUACUCGUGUGGCUGGUGUUAGAUGUAGCUCAGUGUACAUAGGUAUGCAUAACUUACCCAAAAGUUGGCUUCAGGCUACACACUCUCCCGCUGUUUCUACCAACAAUAGAGUCAGGAUGGAAUCUGAAGUAGCAUGAACCUAAAAAUGUAAUAAACGUAUUUAAAUGCCUUACCAUUGCAUUGAAAAUGGUGCAUUAGCCUUAUCCAUCUGAGCAUCAAUGCACUUUUCCAAAUGCUUGUUAAAUAACUAAUUGUGUUCCACUGCACAGUGCAGAUAUGAUUUUCAUUCCUGCUUCAUUCAGGGAAUUCAAUCUCGCGCCCACUGAUAUCAAUGUCAUUUUAAUCUGCAGGUAGAAAGGCAAGUCCGAUUUGCACCCCACAUGAAUUCUGACUUGGAGGAAAUAUGAUUUUGGAUUGAUACAUUAAAUUAUUGUGUGCCAGAUUGGAGGGGUAAAAAAGUGGAUAGGCUUCGCUUCAUUGUAGCGACUCAUAUUCACCUCAAACUUCAUUAUGUGAUCUACUUUGCAUACUUUAUUGUGACGGGUACGUGCUCUCUGACACUUUCCAAUAAAAACGUGUGAUUCCUUUUCCUGGC
This is a messenger RNA of Morone saxatilis (striped sea-bass), 4364 nucleotides long. RefSeq names its product WD repeat-containing protein 37-like. Gene Ontology annotation, cellular component: preribosome, large subunit precursor. The transcript is spliced from 15 exons. NCBI's taxonomy places the organism in Eukaryota, Metazoa, Chordata, Actinopteri, Moronidae. The coding region runs from base 449 to 2035 and encodes 528 amino acids. The record is from RefSeq and is a predicted model, not a curated record. Gene Ontology annotation, molecular function: protein binding.